Asterias rubens (European starfish) is the source of this 405-nucleotide messenger RNA. RefSeq names its product protein TonB-like. The record is from RefSeq and is a predicted model, not a curated record. The transcript has 2 exons. Bases 1 to 405 code for a protein of 134 amino acids. Lineage: Eukaryota; Metazoa; Echinodermata; Asteroidea; Forcipulatida; Asteriidae.
AUGGUCACUCGUCCGGAAGCUGCCAAAGUGGAUGAUGAUGCAGACCUUUUCAGCAUUGAAGAUGACUUCGAUCAACUCCUGUCAGACGUCCUCAAAAAGCCAGACAAGCCGUCACCGAAACCCAAACCCUCUCCAACCAAGAAGCCCGUUGUGGCCAGUGGGGCCAAGCCAGCUCCAGCCCAGCGACCAUCACCAGCCGCUCGUAAGGCUACCACCACCCCGGGGAAAACCCCACCAAAGCCUGCUCCAAGGAGAGGCACACCGACGAGCACGGGGGAGACUGUGGCGCCCGUCACCAAGGACACGACAAGUGGGAAGGUAGCCGGUGCUAUGGAUGAUGGCGACAUCUUGAAAUAUAUACAGGAGAAUGCAGGUGAUAGUGAGGCCAGCUUGGACCUCUUCUAG